This is a messenger RNA of Uranotaenia lowii, 836 nucleotides long. RefSeq names its product calcium and integrin-binding family member 2-like. The coding region runs from base 44 to 613 and encodes 189 amino acids. The transcript has 2 exons. Gene Ontology annotation, molecular function: calcium ion binding. The record is from RefSeq and is a predicted model, not a curated record. Lineage: Eukaryota; Metazoa; Arthropoda; Insecta; Diptera; Culicidae.
ACGUACAGUGUAAGUUCCAUAAGUAUAGGAAGUCUGCCCGAAAAUGGGCAACAAAGUGGUCACGUUUACCGAUGAGCAGCUGGAGGAUUAUCAGGAUUGCACCUUCUUCACCCGGAAGGACAUUCUGCGGGUGUACAAGCGGUUUCGGAGCAUGAACCCGGAUUUGGUGCCGAAGGUGAUGAUCGAGGGUCAGGCCAGCACCUUGAAGGUGUCCCGGGAGUGCAUCGAACGGAUGCCGGAACUGGUGGAGAAUCCCUUCAAGCACCGGAUGUGCGAAGCAUUUUCCCGGGAUGGCGAUGGGGAUUUGACGUUCGAGGAAUUCUUGGACCUACUGUCGGUGUUCAGUGAGAUGGCCCCGCGGGAUAUUAAAGUGUUCUAUGCCUUUAAAAUAUAUGAUUUCGACAAGGAUGGAUUCAUUGGGCAUGCCGACUUAUUGAACGUAAUAAUAGCCCUAACACGGAACGAACUGACCAUCGAGGAACAUCAGCAGAUAGCGGAGAAAGUCAUAGAGGAAGCGGAUGUCGAUGGAGACGGGAAACUGUCCUAUCUGGAGUUCGAGCACGUGAUUACGCGGGCACCGGACUUUAUAUCGACUUUUCAUAUUCGAAUUUAGAACGGGCGAAAUGAGUCUUCGCUACAAGCACCCUAGCGGCAAGUGUUGGAAGUAGUUUUUUUGCUUCCCCGAACAUUGAGUAAAGUGUCUUAGAUAGGGGCGAAAGUUUAGUCGAGGUUGGUGUCCAAGAUAGUAUAACAAAAUAGUGUAUCGCUACCUAGCUUAAAUAAAUUGAACUACUAUUUUACUGUUAUACUUUUCCAUACACCAGAGAUGCUCGAAA